AUGUCGUCUAGCAAGCGGCAUUCUAUGCUGCCCGCCGUCUCCAACACCGGCCCGCGACCGCCAGUCAACUUCUCUUCCUCCCUCACCAUCGCUGACAGCGCCAUUCUUGUCGGAACGCACUCGGUCACGAUCCAAUCGGAAAGUGUGUUACAUCCACGAUCGAAGCUGGAAUCUACCGACGGCAGCAUCCUCAUAGGCCGACGGUGCAUCAUCCACGAGCGAACUCAUAUUGGUGCGGUCGGCAAUGAUGAUGCUAAUGGAGGCAUUGUGCUUGGAGACUAUGUGACCGUAGAGGUCGGCUCGGUCAUACAAGCUGGAGGCACGGAGAUUGGGGCGGAUACCGUGGUUGGGGUCCGAUCUCGGAUAGGGAGUGGUGCUGUCAUUGGGAAGAAUUGCACGAUAUCACCUUUGACCGUCAUCAAACCUGGCGAGAAGAUACCAGACUACACAGUUGUGUACUCGAAUGGCCAGCGACGGAUCGACAGACGAGGAGUUACGGACUUGAAGCAUAAGGCGCAGGCGCGGCAGAUUGAUGUGCUCAGGAGAUUGAUACCCAACAAGGCCGAGAAAUGGCUGAGUUAA
Molecule: messenger RNA, 582 nt
Organism: Colletotrichum spaethianum
Lineage: Eukaryota; Fungi; Ascomycota; Sordariomycetes; Glomerellales; Glomerellaceae
Product: dynactin subunit 6
Exons: 2
Coding region: 1-582 (193 amino acids)
Biological process (GO): mitotic spindle organization
Cellular component (GO): dynactin complex
Molecular function (GO): dynein complex binding
Source: RefSeq, a predicted model, not a curated record